This is a messenger RNA of Lagenorhynchus albirostris (white-beaked dolphin), 1381 nucleotides long. RefSeq names its product oxoeicosanoid receptor 1 (gene OXER1). Lineage: Eukaryota; Metazoa; Chordata; Mammalia; Artiodactyla; Delphinidae. Gene Ontology annotation, molecular function: G protein-coupled receptor activity. The record is from RefSeq and is a predicted model, not a curated record. Gene Ontology annotation, biological process: G protein-coupled receptor signaling pathway. Gene Ontology annotation, cellular component: membrane.
CCCAUGGAAUUUCAUAACCUGAGCUCUCCCUCUCCCCUUCCUUCCCUCUCUCCCUCCUCAUUCCCUCCCUCCUCCUCGCCGGCUGCCUUCACCACUGCCUUGGGGUCACCUGGAGGCCCCGGCUCCUCCCUGAUGGUGUCUGCCUUCCCAGCACCAGUCCUGAGCGUGGAAUUUGUCCUGGGCCUGGUGGGGAACAGCCUGGCCUUCUUCCUCUGCUGCUUCCACGCGCGACCCUGGACAUCCAACACUGUGUUCCUGGUCAGCCUGGUGGUGGCCGACUUUCUCCUGAUCCUCAACCGGCCUCUUCGCGUGGACUACUACUUCCUCCACGAGACCUGGCGCUUCGGGGCCACCGCCUGCAAAGUCAACCUCUUCAUGAUCGCCACCAACCGCUCAGCGAGCACGGUCUCCCUCGCGGCCGUCUCACUCGACCGCUACCUGAAGGUGGUGCGGCCUCAGCACGUGCUGAGCAGGGCCUCCGUGUGGGCAGCCGCCCGGGGGGCCGGGUGACUCUGGGGGGGCAUCCUGCUCCUCAACGGGCACCUGUUCCCGACCACCGAUUCCAGCCACUCCUGCCUCAGUUACCAGCUGGGCACGAGCCCCUCGGCCUCACUCCCCUGGCACCAGGCCCUGUUCGUGCUGGAAUUCUUCCUGCCGCUGGCGCUCAUCCUCUUUGCCAUCAUGAACGUCAUGCUCACCACCUGGCGAGGCCCGGACGUGCAGGCGGGCCCACGGAGGGCCGUGCGCGUGCUGGCCGCGGUCGUGGCCAUCUACGCAGCCUGCAUCUUGUGCAGUAUCAUCUUCGGCAAAGCUUCCAUCGUGGCCUUCCGCCUGCACGCCUGCUGCACCCUGGACAUCUGCUCGCAGCUCUUCCAUGGCUCCCUGGCCUUCACCUACCUCAACAGUGCCCUGGACCCCAUGCUCUACUGCUUUUCCAACCCCAACUUCCUCUGCCAGGGCCGGGCCCUGCUGGGCCUCACCCAGGGCUGGCAGGCCUCCGCCAGCAACAAGAGCACCUACCAGCCCUCUGCCUGGCGCCGUGUGCCCUCUGGGAAGGUGGUGGCCGCAGAGAGGCUGUAGGCAGAGGUGUCGCUGGAGAUCUCGGAGGAGGGCUGACCAGGAAGGCCCUCUCAGGACGGGGGCCCUGCUGCGGUACCACAGGAGGGAAGACUGCCAGGCUCUGGGCUGGAGGGACAGGGUCACUCCCUGGACUGUUGCCAGCACAGGGUCCCUCAACCAACCGGACAAGGGACAUCUGCAGGAGCCAGGUGGGUGGCAGGGAGAGAAAAGCGUCUUGGCUUGGAGUCGUGUGUCCCAGAUGAUGUCCCCAAAGCACAGAGCAUGAUGGCAGGUGGAGACAGGCAGGGGCUGCGGGACCCCA